Eufriesea mexicana is the source of this 4338-nucleotide messenger RNA. Its product is annotated as DNA (cytosine-5)-methyltransferase PliMCI. Gene Ontology annotation, biological process: DNA methylation-dependent constitutive heterochromatin formation; negative regulation of gene expression via chromosomal CpG island methylation. The record is from RefSeq and is a predicted model, not a curated record. NCBI's taxonomy places the organism in Eukaryota, Metazoa, Arthropoda, Insecta, Hymenoptera, Apidae. Gene Ontology annotation, molecular function: DNA binding; DNA (cytosine-5-)-methyltransferase activity; zinc ion binding. Bases 1 to 4338 code for a protein of 1445 amino acids. Gene Ontology annotation, cellular component: nucleus. The transcript is spliced from 15 exons.
AUGAAAUCCGCUAUCAUAUCAAAAGUUGAAGUUCAUGAGAUUUCACAGAAACAAAUACAGGUUACAAAUGGUACUGAAGUACAGCAAAUACCUUUAAAUAAUUGCGUUAUUGAAGAAAAUAAGAACGCAGUGAUUGAUGCUAUGAUACUUCAAGAAAAUAAUAAUGAUAGGAAAAAACUUCGUAAUGGGAAAUAUAUUAAUAUAGAAUCCAUAUCUGGUUUAAAUAAAAUUAAUGAAGAUAUUAAAUAUGGAAUAUCACAAAGAAAUCAAUCAAAAAAAUCUGUCAAAAGAAAAGGCAAUAGAGUUGAAGAGUUGGAGGCCAAAUCUCCUAUGUUAGUACAAACAGAAGAAGUGAUAUAUGAUAUCACACCUGAUUUGACAUUAAAACAAGAGCAAUUAGAUUUAAGUGAUGAAUCUGAAAGUAAUAUUGUUAAAAAAACUAAAACUGAAAGUAACGAUAUGAUAGAUACAGAAGAAUCAAAAAUAUUGUACCAGAAAUCAGUUAAUGUUCAUCAGAAAUGUGAAUAUUGUUGUCAAAAAUUAGCAAGUAUAGAUAUAAAAUUAUAUCCAGGUCAUCCAAAUGGUGCAGUAGAAGAGAUGAUUGCAUUAACAGAUCCUAGAUUGUCUUUAUUUACUGGGGAAGAAGUAAUGGUUCAUGAAAGUGAUGAAAGACCACAAAAUAAAAUAACUCAUUUUUGUGUAUACGAUAAGAAUGGGCAUUUAUGUCCUUUUGAUACUGGCUUGGUUGAAAAGAAUGUGGUACUUUAUUUUUCUGGUUAUAUGAAACCUAUUUAUGAAGAAAAUUCAUGCCCAGAAGGAGGUGUGCCUACAAAAGAUAUGGGACCAAUAAAUGAAUGGUGGGUGUCAGGAUUUGAUGGUGGUGAAUUAGCACUUGUAGGAUUCACAACAGCAUUUGCGGAAUAUAUAUUGAUGGAACCAGCUGAAACAUAUGCAUCAUUUAUGGAUUCCGUGAAAGAAAAAAUUUAUAUGAGCAAGAUAGUUAUAGAAUUUUUACUAGAUGAGGUUAAUCCUACAUAUGAAGAUUUAUUAAAUAAGUUACAAACUAUAGUUCCACCAAAAGGAUUGUCUAGAUUUACAGAAGAUUCUUUAUUACGGUAUGCACAAUUUGUCUGUGACCAAGUUAUCUCAUUUGAUACAUCAGCAGGGCCAGAAGAUCCUUUAUUAAUUACAAGUCCAUGUAUGCGAGCAUUAGUGACUCUCGCUGGUGUAACAUUAAACAAAAGAAUUGCGUUACGUCGAACGCAAUCUAAAGAUCAGAAGAAUAAAAAAAUCACUUGGACAAAAGCUACAACUACAAAAUUAGUUAAUAAUAUGUUUGAAACAUUUUUCUCUGAUCAAAUUGCUACAAAUAACGACAAAGAAAUAUCGGGACCUAAGAGACAUAGAUGUGGAGUAUGUGAAACUUGUCAACAGCCAGAUUGUGGAGUCUGUACAGCUUGUAAAGAUAUGAUUAAAUUCGGUGGAUCUGGAAGAAGUAAACAAGCUUGCAACAGAAGAAGAUGCCCAAAUAUGGCUAUACAGGAAGCUGAUGAUUCAGAUCAAGAAGAUGAUGAUUUUAAUGACACAUUAAUAGAGAAUACAAAAAUAACUCAAAAAAUGAUCUUAAAAGAAUUUAAACAUGUAGAAAAAGAAAUUACAUGGGUAGGAGAACCAGUUAUAGAUGAUGGACGAAGAACAUUUUAUAGUUCUGUAAUAGUAGUUGAUGAAGAAAUAAAAGCAAAUGAUUAUGUCUUGAUUGAAUCAAACGAUCCUACUGUACCAUUACAAAUAGCUAAAGUUAUUUAUAUGUGGGAAGAUAAAAGUGGUGCAAAACUAUGUCAUGCUAACUGGUUUAGAAGAGGUAGUGACACUGUACUUGGUGAAACAUCAGACCCUUUAGAAUUGUUCUUGCUUGACGAAUGUGACAAUGUUCCAUUCACUUCUAUUAAAUCUAAGGCCACUGUUAUUUAUAAAACUAGUUCAAAAAAUUGGGCUGAAUUAGGAAAUGCAGAUGUAUUACCAGAAGAUAAAAUACAAAAUAAAGAUGGAAAAACAUUUUUUUAUCAAAAGAAGUAUACUCCAGAAACUGCUCGUUUUGAGGAUCCUUCUCCGGAUCCUGAAUGUCCGCGAAAAGAAAUUAGUCAUCGAUUUUGUCCUGCCUGUGUACGUUUCACUACAUUACAAUGUUAUUAUACACCAAAAGUUUUUGACCGAGAUGAAGAGAAAAGCAGUAAACAAGUGAUAUAUAAUAUGGUAAAAUAUAAGGAUGAGGAAUUUAGAGUUGGGUCAGCUAUAUUUUUAGUACCAGGAGCUAUGAAGUAUAAAUAUACAUCUACAUAUCACAUUUCUUCGAAAAUAAAGAAAGGGAAAGUAGAUGAAGACAUGUAUCCCGAAUAUUAUCGAAAAUCAUCGGACCAUGUGAAAGGGUCAAAUUAUGAUACACCGGAACCAUUUCAUAUUGGAUAUAUAAAUUCAAUCUAUGCAACAACUAAUAACAAAUUAGUUGCAUCAUCUGAUGUAUGGAUUAAAAUAAAUAAAAUGUAUCGACCAGAAAAUACACAUAAAGGUCUUACAUUAAUGCAACAAGUUGAUCUUAAUAUGGUAUACUGGAGUGAUGAAGUUUGUGAUGUUAAAUUUUCGGACGUAGCUGGAAAGUGUUAUUUGGUAUAUUCAGAAAAUUUAGAUCAAUCUGUAGAGGAAUGGACUGCUGCUGGUCCAAAUCGUUUUUACUUUUCUCAAGCAUAUAAUGCUGUAGAAAAGACAUUCAAUGACCCACCAUAUCAUGCUAUGAAUAUUGGAAAGUUUGGAAUUGGAAAAGGGAAAGGAAAAGCAAAGUGCAAAAGUAAAAAAUUAGGGAUUAAUGAUAAGAAAGUAAUCGAUAAGCCUAUAGAUUAUUGCAAAGUGUUAAAAAAAUUGAAAACACUAGAUGUUUUUGCUGGUUGUGGUGGAUUAUCUGAAGGAUUACGACAAGCUGGCAUUGCAGAUAAUCUGUGGGCAAUUGAAAAAGAGGAAACAGCUGCAUGUGCAUAUCGCCUCAAUAAUCCUAAUACAACAGUAUUUUGUGAAGAUUGCAAUGUACUUUUACGAAAAGUUAUGAAUGGCGAUCUUUGUGAUAAUAGUGGACAACGUUUACCUCAAAAAGGAGAAGUGGAGUUAUUAUGCGGAGGUCCACCAUGCCAAGGUUUCAGUGGCAUGAAUCGUUUUAAUUCACGGCAAUAUUCAUUAUUUAAGAAUUCCUUAGUAGUAUCAUGUUUAUCAUACUGUGAUUAUUAUAGACCAAAAUUCUUUAUCAUGGAAAACGUUAGGAACUUCGUAUCUUUUAAAAGAAGUAUGGUACUCAAACUAACGUUAAGGUGUCUUGUACGAAUGGGUUACCAAUGUACAUUUGGUAUUCUGCAAGCUGGAAACUACGGUAUUCCACAAACAAGAAGAAGGUUAAUAAUAUUAGCUGCUGCACCUGGAGAAGUUCUUCCAAAAUACCCUGAACCAACUCAUGUAUUUAGCAAACGGGCUUGUCAAUUAAGCGUUCUUGUUGAUAAUAAGAAAUAUUCAUCAAACUGUGAUUGGGUCGAAUCAGCACCAUAUAGAACAAUUAGUGUUCGCGAUGCGAUGUCAGAUUUACCUAAUAUUCGAAAUGGUUGGAAUAAAGAAGAAAUAGCUUAUAACGAUGAACCAAUAUCUCAUUUUCAAAGAAAAGUAAGACCUAAAGAACCUGAUGCAAUAUUACGAGACCAUGUUUGCAAAGAUAUGGCUCCACUAGUUGAAGCACGAAUUGCACAUAUUCCGACUGCGAGUGGGUCUGAUUGGCGGGAUUUACCAAAUAUUGCAGUGCGUUUGAGUGAUGGAACAUACUCAAAAAAAUUAGAAUAUAUUUAUCAUGACAAAAAGGCAGGUGUAAGUUCCACUGGAGCACUUCGUGGUGUAUGUAGUUGUUGUGCAGGUAGAAUGUGUGAUCCAAUGGCUAGACAAUAUAAUACUUUAAUCCCGUGGUGUUUACCUCAUACUGGAAGACGUCAUAAUCAUUGGGCAGGUUUAUAUGGUAGAUUAGAAUGGGAUGGAUUUUUUGGUACUACUAUCACUAAUCCUGAACCUAUGGGUAAACAGGGUCGUGUUCUACAUCCAGAACAAACAAGAGUUGUCAGCGUAAGGGAAUGUGCUAGAUCACAAGGGUUCCCGGAUUCUUUUCGCUUUUAUGGAAACAUACUUGAUAAACAUCGUCAAAUUGGUAACGCAGUUCCGCCACCAUUAGGUGCUGCUUUGGGGCUUGAAAUUAGGAAAUGUUUAAAAAGUGAUGAUAUUGAUCGACUAGAAAAGAAAACAGAAAAUUUCCACGAUUAA